AUGGCUCCCAUUCCUCCGCCCCCAGCUCUUACGAUUCUGGAUACCAUUGGCAAUACACCUGUUGUGCAGCUCAAGCAUGUCGUUCCGGAAGGCAGCGCCGAUGUCUACGUCAAACUCGAAUACAUGAACCCCACAGGCUCUUACAAAGACCGCAUGGCCAGAUCCAUGAUCGAAGAAGCCGAGCGCCGCGGAGAGCUUAGAUCCAACAUGACAGUUAUCGAAGCUACAGGCGGCAGCACCGGGUCGUCUUUGGCCUUUAUCUGCGCCGUCAAAGGGUAUAAGUUCCUGGCCUUAUCGUCCGACGCGUAUGCAAAGGAGAAAUUGCGAACGAUGUCUGCAUUCGGAGCGGCGGUCGACGUCACACACAGUCCCACAGGACAAGCAACGGCAAGCCUGAUGAUAUUGAUGAAGAAUAGGGCCGCAGAUCUCGGGUCGACCGACGAGUAUCUCUAUACCGAUCAAUUCAGCAAUCGUGACGCCCUUAUCGGCUACGCAGAGAUCGGCCACGAACUAAACAGCCAAUUUCCUGACGGCUUCGAUGUCUUCUGUGGUGCGUUUGGAACAGCUGGCAUGACUAUGGGCGUGUCCAAAGCGAUCAGAUCUCGGAACCAGAAUGUUCGAGUUAUCCUACUUGAACCCAGCUCAGCGGCUUUGUUGGCUACAGGCAUGAGCGGCUCGCAUGGCGUCGACGGCAUCGCACCCGGGUUUAUCUCGACCCACAUCGAUCAAGAAUUAUAUGACGAAGUCCGUACAGUGGAUGAAGAGGCUGCUCGUCGCAUGUGCCGCCAGCUGGCCAGGGAAGAAGGUCUAUUGGUUGGAACAUCAUCGGGCCUUAAUGUAGUUGCAGCAAUUCAGCUCGCUAAAGAGUUGGGGCCGAACAAAAAGGUCGUUACAGUUGCUUGCGACACUGGAUUGAAGUACUUGGCGGGGUCUCUGUUCUCAGACGAGUAA
Molecule: messenger RNA, 951 nt
Organism: Verticillium dahliae VdLs.17
Lineage: Eukaryota; Fungi; Ascomycota; Sordariomycetes; Glomerellales; Plectosphaerellaceae
Product: cysteine synthase
Exons: 1
Coding region: 1-951 (316 amino acids)
Biological process (GO): L-cysteine biosynthetic process
Cellular component (GO): cytoplasm
Source: RefSeq, a predicted model, not a curated record